UGUGAUAUUGAAAAAAAAUUGAAAUUUGUGUUAAAAAUAAACUUGAGAACUUGAGGAUAUUAAUUUUAUGUUUCGUGAAAGAACAAAAACCUAGCUUCCAUAAUAUAAACAAAACAAGUAAUAUCACUUUAUAACCUUGUUAAAUCAGUUGAAGUUAUUAAAAGUUUGUUUCCGCAAGUUUUCAUUGAAUAAAUCAAGUUUUAGGCAAGUGCAGUCUUCUAAAGUACUGUUGGACAGUAAUGGGAAAUUAAAGAUGUGAAUGUGCAUGUAUUUUAUUGAUAAUGGCAUUGAAAAAUCAAACGGGCUAUGUGAAUGAUAGUAUUGGUAUUAAAGUUGAAGGCGAGUUAGGAGAUUUUCAAAUAAUUGAAGAAAACAGCGAUAGUGAUGAUGAUAUCGAGAUAGAUAGCAAAAGUUCAAGGACGACUGGCACUCUUGCCACCAUCCCUUCAGUCCCACCAAGUUUAGUGAAGCCAAAUAGCAGUCCAAUACAGGGCAAUGUGGCAGUUAGUAACUCUGAGAAUGUUGUGAUUGGUAACAACACUUAUUUCAAUGGACCUGUUAUUAUCAAGCAAGUUAUACAAAAUGCACCAGGUAUAGAGAACCCUUCUUAUGUUAAAACUGAUGAUGAAGACAUUCCAACACAAAAGUAUGAGAGAGAAACAAAAAAUGAUAAAUCUGUCAAGAAGUUUCAUAUAAGAAAAUGGCACAAGAUAACUUUUUCAGCAUUAUGUGUAGUAAUACUUGGUGGCAUCUUUGCAAUAUUGUCAAUAAUUCUGAGCAAUUCUACUCAAGAUGAUAUUAGUUCUUCUUCACCAAUGUCUGAGGAAGACAACACCUCAAGGACACCAAACUACACAAAGGUGGUGGGAUUGUUCUAUGAAAACUUAAACUUAAUUAUAUUUACAAUUAUAUUGACGCCAUUAACAUUCCUGUUGAUGUUUUACACAUUACUAACAUUGGAUGACUCUGGUGAUAAGAGUGUGGUCACCCGUAUUGAGAGGCAUAGGAAAAAGAGAGACUACGAAGCUAUAGAGGAUGAUAGUGAUCCCUACAUGAAACCUAUCAAAGCUAAUCCGUUGUUGAUAGCUCCAGAUCACCUUAGGAUAGUACCUAGAUCUGACUGGUUAGCACAACCAGUCGAGAAGCAGUUAGUUAAGAUCAAUCAGCCCGUGCCCUGGGUCAUCAUUUCGCACACAGCUACUGAAAGUUGCAAAACACAGAGCGAAUGUGUUCUGCGCGUGCGGCUCAUACAAAUGUUCCACAUUGAGUCAAGAAAGUGGGACGACAUUGGCUAUAACUUUUUAGUAGCCGGCGACGGGUCCGCGUACUACGGCCGCGGCUGGGACUACGUCGGCGCGCACACGUUGGGCUACAACCGGUACAGCAUUGGGAUAAGUUUCAUCGGGACAUUCAACAAUGAUCCUCCUCCUCAGAACCAAAUAGACGCUUGCAUCAAGCUGCUCAAAAGGGGAGUAGAAAUUGGUAAACUCGCGAAAGACUAUAAACUGUUUGCACACAGACAACUGGCGUCUACUCUCAGUCCUGGUGACAAGUUGUACGAUAUUAUAAAAGAAUGGCCGCACUUCGUUACGAAUGUUACAAACCCCUCUGAAUUAGUCCCGAAAUAUGAUUGAGUCUAGUGAAUCUUAUUAGUGCCUAAAUGUAAUAUAUUGUGAUGGAUGUAGUUUAUUGUUAACGUUGCUGAAUAUUGAUAGAAGUCGCAUAUACGAUCAAAUCGUGAUUUUAUGUAAUGCCGCUUUGCCAAAAGUGCCUCUGUUAGUUAAAAAAACUGCGCGCCUAUGGACCGUUUGGUUAGGUCAGGUUAUUGAUAAGAUUGGACGUUUGCGUUGAAGCAUAAAUAUGCUAGUCAGGUUGACAUAAUAAUAUUGUUACUUACUAACAAUGUAAUUUUAGAAGAAGCGAGUAUAUGCCGAGGCGAAUCUUUCUUUAUAGCAUGGUGAAGGUGAUCUAAAGUUUAUAUAUAAUUGUGUUAAGUUAUAAUGUUCCAUUUCCUCAAAGUGUAAAGCCAAGUUAGCUACAUAAUGUUUGUCUUCUUUAAUCAAACUCUAUACCUAUAUUCGUAUUAUUGGAAAGAAAAUGCUGAAUCAUUCCAUAGCAAGUUCUUAUUAGUUGAUUGUGUUUAAUAUAGCAAACGGAAAUAUGUACAGCUUAAUAAUAUUAAUAAUUUCGUCAAGGGGUACGGUAGACUCGAUCGAAACAUUACCUGAAUAACAAAACAUAAAAAAAUAUCGAUUUCGAAUCGACAACUUAUAUCCGCUAAACUCGGAUUACGGAGAUUAUAAUUCAUUUUAAUGACAUUGACAGACAAACCGCAGUCGCCAUCUUGAGUAGACAAU
Messenger RNA from Spodoptera litura, 2357 nucleotides. Lineage: Eukaryota; Metazoa; Arthropoda; Insecta; Lepidoptera; Noctuidae. The record is from RefSeq and is a predicted model, not a curated record.